AUGAAUUCUCCUAUGACUGCUUCCGAAAAAAAGAAUACUCAACGCAUCAAGCAAAGAGUGAUCCUCCUUUAAGAAUCCCUCACUUAAACAAUGAAGGAAAUAGAAUAAAUUCGCUAAUACAUCUACGGUGAAAAAGAAUCUAUAGAAGACUAUUUCUACGAGCAAGACUUGCUAGUCCUUUGCAAUGAUUUGACUUAGGGCAAAAAGACCAAUGCAUAUGUACUUUACUUACAAUAAGUUAAAACAAAGUUUGAAAUAUUUUCUCUUGUUUUCCAAGAAAUAUUGAGCUUAGAAAAUAAAGAGACUCUAUCAUCAAAAACCUUUAGACAAACAAGCAAAAUUCACUAAAAACUUCGUUAAUAUUUUAACUACGAAGUACUCGAUAUUCCAGAUGAAUUCAGUCCUUGA
Messenger RNA from Tetrahymena thermophila SB210, 408 nucleotides. RefSeq lists its product as hypothetical. The record is from RefSeq and is a predicted model, not a curated record. NCBI's taxonomy places the organism in Eukaryota, Ciliophora, Oligohymenophorea, Hymenostomatida, Tetrahymenidae. The transcript has a single exon.